Molecule: messenger RNA, 2823 nt
Organism: Ochotona princeps (American pika)
Lineage: Eukaryota; Metazoa; Chordata; Mammalia; Lagomorpha; Ochotonidae
Gene: CARF
Product: calcium responsive transcription factor
Biological process (GO): regulation of transcription by RNA polymerase II
Cellular component (GO): nucleus
Molecular function (GO): DNA-binding transcription factor activity, RNA polymerase II-specific; RNA polymerase II cis-regulatory region sequence-specific DNA binding
Source: RefSeq, a predicted model, not a curated record
UGUAGAAGGUAGAACUGGAUUGCAAAAUUUGGGCAGAGCGGUAUGUGUGCAGAAAAAAAAGGAAUGUCGGUGUGAAGACACAGUUGUAGCUCUUGCAUAAAAGAAGCUCCAGCUAUCAUGAUUCAGUGCCCCCAACAGGAGGAACUUAAAUGGGUAAUAAAAGGCAUUUAGGGGGCAGAAGAAUGCUGUAGGCCUGCCAUCUCAACUCAAGCCACUGCCUGAAGGUAUGAUGAGGCCUACAGAUAAGGAGACGAAUGCUAUUGGAAAGAUAGAUUGUUCAUCAUAGUUCCUGGGAGGCGGGGAACAUGCCACCCAAUGCAGGGCCACACAAAAGAACCUCAAGCUAUUAAAUAGAAGAAAAUGGAAUUGAAUAAGAUGUCAGCAUGGAACAGUGUAAUGAUUCAUUACAAGUCAGUAACAAUGUUGAAGAUGCAAAAACGGAUGUUCAAGAAUUUGAGCAGCUAGCCUGCAUGGACUCUGGGGCCCCUUCCUUUGGACACAAUGAUCCUCCCACAGCUUUGCCCAUCACCACUCCUGAGACAAGUGGUUCUCCUGCACCACAGCCCGUCCCUGGGCCCCUGGCCCAGACUCAGGCUCUCUGUGCAGAUGACUUCCAUCUAGUGGACCAAAAUGGUCAACCUGUUCAGUACGAACUUCAGUCAUCAGGGGAUUCUAAUGCACAAAUGAUGCUUGUUGCCAGCCCAUCAGAAAAUGGACAAGUGCUUCGUGUGGUUCCAUCUAGCCCGACAGGCAUGGCGCAGGUGAUUAUACCUCAGAGACAGCUUGUGGAUGUGAACAGUGCUCGGGACAUCCCUGAGGAGAAACCCGGUGACAGAAGCUUGCCAACUGUAGGAGCGGAUGCCCUAGCAGACGAUACCAGUUACGUUCUCCCUCCACAGGCAACUCUCCCAAUGCCCAAAAAGUCAGGGGCCAGAAUGCUUGAAGAACCUUUUUUGGCUCCUCUUCAGCCACUUUCUUCUAAUACACCUAUCUGGGCCUGUCGUCUUAGGAGCUGUGAGAAAAUUGGAGAUUCAUACCGUGGCUACUGUGUAAGUGAGACUGAAUUAGAAAGUGUGCUAACAUUUCACAAGCAGCAAACUCAGAGUGUCUGGGGGACCCGCCAGUCUCCAAGUCCAGCCAAGCCUGCUACACGCUUGAUGUGGAAAUCCCAGUAUGUCCCCUAUGAUGGAAUCCCAUUUGUCAAUGCAGGAAGCAGAGCCGUGGUAAUGGAAUGUCAGUAUGGGCCAAGGAGAAAAGGUUUCCAGUUAAAAAAGAUCAGUGAACAGGAAAGCAGGUCUUGUCAGCUCUACAAAGCUACUUGUCCAGCCCGGAUUUAUAUUAAAAAGGUACAGAAGUUUCCUGAGUACCGAGUUCCUACAGACCCUAAAAUUGACAGAAAAAUAAUCAGAAUGGAGCAGGAAAAAGCUUUUAACAUGCUAAAGAAGAACAUGGUGGAUGCUGGUGGUGUUCUGAGAUGGUAUGUACAGUUACCUACUCAGCAAGCUCAUCAGUAUCAUGAAUUGGAGACUCCCUGCCUCCCUCUGUCCCCUUCCACUUUUCCCGUGUCUUCUCUUGAAGAACAGGAAGCUGCAGUUAGAGAUGAGAACUGCACAUUACCCUCACGUCUGCACCCGCAAGUGGCACAUAAAAUUCAAGAAUUAGUGUCACAGGGAAUAGAACAAGUAUAUGCAGUAAGGAAACAGCUAAGAAAAUUUGUGGAGAGGGAGCUGUUCAAACCUGAUGAGAUACCUGAAAGACACAAUUUAUCUUUUUUUCCAACUGUAAAUGAUAUAAAAAAUCACAUCCAUGAAGUACAGAAAUCUUUGGGAAAUGGAGAUAUGGUGUUUAAUUCAGAAAUCAUUCCAGCAACGCUUCAGUGGACCACAGACAGUGGGAAUAUUCUCCGAGAGACUGUGACCGUCACCUUGGCAGAAGGAAAUUCAUCAGGAGAAUCAGUUACUUCGAAAGUGGAAACAAUUCAGACAGGGAGUUGUUUGUCUCCAGAUCCAACCCCCUUGCUCGCCUCACUUUCCUCAUUUCAGCCCAAAUUAUUUACACAACUACAGGGAUUGCAGUUACAAUCGAGCAUCACCACUCCUGACACAUCCCCAGCUCUGGUCCCAGAAAAUGACCAUCCAUCCUGCGGUCCCUCAGGACUGCUGGGCUCAAUAGGAAGUACUGUAAUGAAUCAUAAUUCUCUCCUGCUUGGUCAAAGUCUCAGUCUUCAAACAGAACAAUGCCUAACCCCGGAUAACAGCACUGCCUCUGCCAUUGAUAACCUCCCAGAACCAGAUCAAAAUCUACUUGAAGUCGAUCAGCUGGCAGAAGUAGGAGAUGCUGAGGGUACUGGGAAUCUGGAAGGAAGUGUUCAUCAGAUUCUCUUGGGAGACGUACAGACCCUUCCGAUACGGAUUAUGGACAACUUUGAAGAAAAUACAGUCGGUACUGUUUCUGUGAGCCAAGUAAAGCAAGAACCCAAAGAGCAAACAUUAUCUGUGGAAACAAAAAGCAAAUUGGACUGUAAGAAAUUGGCUGCUAUACAAAUUAAAGAAGUUUUUCAGAAUCUACAACUCUGGUGGCUUCUGAUGGCCUGUAAAAGAAGGUGAAUGUUGUCAAGGCCCAGCACCGUGGUAACCGGACUGAGGACUGGUUUGAUGAGCAGCUUUGAUUUUAAACUGAUGUAUUUAUUGUCAAUUCCAUAUUUUUACCUUCCUUACAAGAUAAUUUACUCUUUUUAUUUUGUACAAUUCUCAUGUUUUUUGAUGAUCAAGUAAGGUUAGUAGUUCAAAAGAUCAUGUGAUUUGAAUACAAUCUGAACUGAUA